Penicillium brasilianum is the source of this 648-nucleotide messenger RNA. The record is from the annotation of a GenBank genome assembly. Lineage: Eukaryota; Fungi; Ascomycota; Eurotiomycetes; Eurotiales; Aspergillaceae.
AUGUACGGCCUCGGUGCUAAGUACAACACCAUGGAGCAUAAGUUCCGUGCUUGGCGCAAGCUGGCUGAGACUUUGCGCGCCACUGCUGGUGAAGGAGGUCCCCAGGUCCAGCCGCAGACUACCCCUAGCACCCCGCGCACCCCUAGCACCCGGGGAAAAACGGCAACUCCUGCCUCCAAGAAGUCGAUCACUACCCCCAAGGGCAAGGUGGCCAAGGAUGCCGACGGUGGCAAGACCGGUGACACUGCUGACACUGAGGCUGUCGUGGAUAUCUCCAGCGACGAGGAGACCCCUACCAAGGUCAAGCGUGAGCUUAAGCAGGAAAGCAAGGUCAGUUCCUCCCCUCUCAGCAUGAAGAGCCACCGCAUCUCGAACAAUGAUGUUGACAAUGAGGUUCAGAUCACGGAGGAGCCCGCCGCUAAGCGUGUGAAGCUCGAGGAUGACUCCGAUGAUCUUCUCGCACGCCUCCUGUCGUUCAACCCCGACAAUGAGCCCCACAAUGACAGCAAGAAGAACGGCUAUGAACUUGAGCCCCCCUCCUUUCCCAUCAGCGCCGAAGAAGCCAAUGAUAACCUCAUUGCCAGCCUGGAGGAAUUGUUGAGCGGCUCGGGUGCUGCAUUCGACCCUACCUUUGGCAGCGAGGCGUGA